AAUAAAUGUGUAUUGGAGAUGUUGAAGAAACAUCCGAACCGUGAUGUCUGAUAAUAAAUAAAAUGAAGGAUAAAAUGCCACCGUUUCGUAGGAAAAAAUCGGGGAAGUCGUUUCCGGUGAAAGUAUGCACCUUGGACGCCGAGCUUGAGUUCAAUUUGGAGUGGCGAGCCACUGGAAGAGACUUAUUCGAUUUAGUAUGCCGAACGAUUGGACUCAGAGAGACUUGGUAUUUUGGACUACAAUAUGAAGAUGCCAAAGGGUUCAUUUCCUGGCUCAAGUUGGAUAAAAAAGGACCAAGGGAUUUCACAGCAACCAACAACACCAUUUAUGUUUCUUGCUAAAUUCUACCCAGAAGACGUAGCUGAGGAACUUGUACAAGAAGUGACUCAACACCUGUUUUUCUUGCAAGUUAAGCAAGCCAUUCUUUCCAUGGAUAUUUAUUGCCCACCAGAAGCCUCUGUUCUACUUGCAUCUUAUGCUGUUCAAGCAAAGUAUGGCGAUUACGAUGAGGUCUCAUACCGGCCAGGCAUGUUGGCCAGCGAAGAUCUUCUCCCGCAGCGGGUGAUAGAUCAGUACCAAAUGACUCCAGAAAUGUGGGAAGAUCGAAUUAAAAUUUGGUAUGCAGAUCAUCGUGGAAUGUCGCGAGACGAAGCUGAAAUGGAAUAUCUGAAGAUUGCCCAGGAUCUGGAUAUGUAUGGCGUAAAUUAUUUUCCCAUUAGCAACAAGAAAGAAACAGAUUUAUGGCUAGGUGUAACAGCGCUCGGGCUUAAUAUCUAUGAAAAAGAGAACAAACUGGCUCCUAAAACAACAUUUACUUGGUCAGAGAUCCGGCACAUCAGCUUUGACGACAAGAAGUUUGUGAUCAAACCAGUGGAGAAGUCUUCGCCCAACUUUGUCUUCUUUUCGCAGAAAGUUCGCAUGAACAAACUGGUAAAAAAACAGUCACAUGUUGGCAGCUGGGUGAAGGGCUUGGUAGCUAUAGGGGUCGACGAGCAUUGUAGUGAAAAAGCCGCACGGUUCUUAUUUGUUAAGAUUUUGGACUUGUGUAUUGGCAACCACGAUCUAUUCAUGCGACGGCGUAAACCAGACUCUAUGGAGGUACAACAAAUGAAAGCACAGGCCAAGGAAGAAAAGUCUAGGAGGCAGAUUGAAAGAAAUAAACUGGCUCGUGAAAAACAGCUUAGAGAAGCUGCGGAAAGAGAAAAAGCAGCGAUGGAACAACGUUUACUCCAGUAUCAAGAGGAAAUACGACUUGCAAAUGAAGCAUUGAGACGAUCUGAAGAAACUGCAGAUCUUCUUGCUGAAAAAAGUCGUGUUGCUGAAGAGGAAGCGAUGCUUCUAAGCCAGAAGGCGUCCGAAGCAGAACAAGAAAUAACUCGUAUACGGCUGAACAACAUGAAAACAGAAGAAGAAAAAGUACACUUAGAAAGAAAGACGCGUGAAGCGGAGUUGCUCACAGAAAGAUUGGUUCAAGAAUCGGAACGGCGAGCUGCCGAAGCUGAGAAACUCAAAGAUGAAUUACUGCGUGCUCGAAUUGCCGAAAAAGAGGCUAAAGAAAAACUACUGGAGUUCCUGAGCAGAAAUGCUUACACUUCAUCAAUCACGCCUGUGCCGAAUCUAUUCCCAUCAACACAAGUAUUACCCUCUGAACUGCAGGCUGAUCUGCAGACGUUGCAAUUGGAUGCUGAACCACUACCAGCCGAUCUAACUUCAUAUGACUUAAUUGCGGAUGGAGAUGUAGAUCAGUUGUCCCUGGAAAUUGAAAAAGAAAGAGUUGAUUACUGGGAAAAGAGCAAACAUCUCCAAGAACAGUUGCGUGAAUUACGAUCUGAGAUUGAAGUAAUGAAGGUUGGUGAAAAGCAGUGUGAGCUAGAUCAGCUCCACGAGGAGCAAGUGCGACUUGGUGAGAACAAAUACAGCACACUAAAAAAAGUGAAAUCUGGAUCUACCAAAGCCCGGGUUGCAUUUUUUGAAGAGCUUUAGGAAUCCAUUUUAUAAAUCACAUUUACAGGGAGAUUAAUUGAAGUGAUCCUGUGAAAGCACAGAUCUGAUUUAUGAAUGAUUCACUGUAAUCAUAUGUGCCUUUACAGCCUGUGGGUUGUGGCAACAUUGAGAUUCUUCCGACUGUAUAUAACUAAUAAUUGCAGAUAGCGUGUUCACUCACGUGUUCUAUUGAUAUUUGAAAAUAUUUACUUCAAACUUACACAAGGUACGGAUUGAUAUUUUCCCUGGAAUUCCGAACUUAUCAUCAUAUUUGGUCAUGGUACCUCAAUGUCGAUACGACUGACUUUGACUCCGUUUUUUCUGUAAUUUUUAUGUCAUAUUCCCUUGAGGUAUGGAAAGAAGGCACGGGGGAGAUGAAAAAAUUAUUAUUCUUGAUUACCUCGUGUGUUUGAGAAACUGAAAGUAACGAUAGAGACCUCACCUCUAUAGUUAUGCAUUAUUAUAAUACAUAGUAUUGGACAAUAGCCGAUCGAAGCAGAUGGAAUUAUAGAAAAUAGAAUAUAUUGCGUAAAUUCCCUAUCGAAAUUAUUAUGAUUCUACAAAAAUUUUGACCAUCAAUGCUGCAUAUUGAUUUUCGUAUACAAAUGUUGUAAACCGACAUAUUUAUUUCGUCACAGAAACAUUUCCACAUUAUGUUCAGCUUAAAAAUUUUAAUAUAUAUCAAACCCCGACAAAGUAUUAAUAAUUCAAGCGCUUGAAGUAGAAUGAGUUUGAUAAUUUUUGGUUUAUUUCUAGUUAAACAAGACGCCGUUUACCUUGGCAAUAAUCACUAUAUCGCCCACUGGAAAAAUAUCACGUAACAUUUCAGGCUGUGGCAUUCGUAUUUGUCGCCAUUUUUCAUCAGGUUAUCAUUCGAACUUUUGUGAUCAAUUAUAAAUUCUUAGGUUGAAAAUGAAAUUCAUAUGGUCCUGUACUAUCGCUAGCAUUGGUAGGUAGAUGUAAUACUUUUAUAAUUCAAUUACACGUACAUGUAAGCAUUUCUGAACUAAAUGCGUUUAAUAUCCCCAGUUCAAGAAACUGAUACUGACAAUGGGUAACAAUCAGCAACUGUUCAGAAUUAAUGUAAUAAUGUAAACAUUGUUAGAAAUUCAAACAUAUCAAAGGAAGUCCCCAAGAAAACAAUCACAUUGGAAACAUUAUGCGAUAUUUCAUAUUAACAGGCAACAAAUAUUGGCGCGAGCUAAUUUCAUUUUUAGUUUUAUAAAUCAUCUGAAUGAUUUAAGAAUAGAAUGCCUCUACAACUCCCCAGGAGUUGUUUUCAUAAAAUUAAGGUAUUCUAUACAAUGCUUAAGUGCUUAUUAGACAAAGCUAACAAAACAUGUUACAUAUUAUAAAUGAAAAGACUGGGGCAACAGAAUUGUCACAACAAAUACUAUGUUAAAAGGUGCCUUGUUACAUUGCUUUAGAAUGUCACAACAUUUGAAAAUUUAAAUAUCUUUCUUUUAAUCGCAUGUACACAAAUUUGAUAUACCUAGGUAUAGUAUAUGCAUCUACAUCAUUCAGUAUUUACGUACUGCAUCAUGAGUUUUAUCGUUAAUGCAGGUGUUACAAAAGUGUCCCUAUGUGGUUAUAAUGUUAAUUAAUAAUAAUUAAUAAAUCUACUUUAUAUUUUA
Athalia rosae (coleseed sawfly) is the source of this 3617-nucleotide messenger RNA. It is a transcript of the gene Mer, whose product is annotated as merlin. The transcript has 8 exons. Gene Ontology annotation, biological process: positive regulation of early endosome to late endosome transport; regulation of organelle assembly; positive regulation of protein localization to early endosome. The record is from RefSeq and is a predicted model, not a curated record. Gene Ontology annotation, cellular component: plasma membrane; apical part of cell; filopodium. Gene Ontology annotation, molecular function: actin binding; cell adhesion molecule binding. Bases 244 to 1983 code for a protein of 579 amino acids. Lineage: Eukaryota; Metazoa; Arthropoda; Insecta; Hymenoptera; Athaliidae.